Messenger RNA from Sceloporus undulatus (fence lizard), 1417 nucleotides. Its product is annotated as syntaxin-19-like. Gene Ontology annotation, molecular function: SNARE binding; SNAP receptor activity. Lineage: Eukaryota; Metazoa; Chordata; Lepidosauria; Squamata; Phrynosomatidae. Gene Ontology annotation, biological process: exocytosis; synaptic vesicle fusion to presynaptic active zone membrane; intracellular protein transport. The transcript is spliced from 2 exons. The record is from RefSeq and is a predicted model, not a curated record. Gene Ontology annotation, cellular component: SNARE complex; presynaptic active zone membrane; plasma membrane. The coding region runs from base 271 to 1155 and encodes 294 amino acids.
UCUUGUACUGUAGUACAUCAUAACCAGUCAAUACUCUCACACUCCACAGCUUUCCAAGAUGCAUUUUCCAAGUGAUUAUAAGCUCUAGGAGGAUUAAGCAAGCAGAAUGUUUUAAUGGAACUCACACUCCAGCUUUAUUAUUUAUGCGCACAAGGACACUGCAAAUUACCUUAAACAGAUCCUAAAGCAUGAGACUUCUGAAACACCCGGAUUUUUAAAAAGGUUUAUGCCACUGACUGGGCUACACAACCAUCAUAAAUUCUGCAGAAAAUGAAAGACCGCCUUCAAGAAUUUAAACUGAAAGCAAAGCAACUUCAACUACUAGAAGAAAGCAGCUGUGUUUCUGGUGUUGUGGCUGAGGAACAAGGAGAGCUUGAACAAACAGCUGUCAUAUUUGAAAAGGAGCCAGUAACAGAAAGGUACCUGAAUGAAAUCCAACGACUUCACAAUGAUAUUAACAACUUGGCCACGGAUGUUCAGAAGUUUAGUCAGCAGCAAAAGAGCCUGGUGGCUUCCAUGAGAAGAUUCAGUGUGCUUAAAAAGGAAUGCAGUGCCACAAGAGAAAUAAAAAUUCAAGCAGAACACAUUAGUAUGGGCUUGGAUGACUUGUCAAAAACAGUGAAGAAGGUAGAAAAAGAGUAUGGUUCAUCAUCUGCUGUUGGAAGGGUUCUUAGUUCUCAGCGGGCAGUCCUAUUCCGCCGCUUCCAAAAUAUUAUGUUUCUGUACAAUGGUGCUAUAACAGCCAAGCAAGAAAAAUGCAAAGGUUUUAUUGUGCGUCAGCUUGAAGUAGCAGGAAAACAAGUUUCUGAAGAAGAAUUGAAUGAUAUGGUUCAACAAGGGAAGUGGGAAAUCUUCAAUGAAAAUCUGCUGACUGAGGUCAAGAUCACUAAGGCUCAGCUAUCUGAGAUUGAACAAAGACAUAAAGAACUGGUCAAUCUGGAGAAUCAGGUGAAAGACUUAAAGGGCCUCUUCAUCCAAAUCUCACUUUUGGUUGAAGAGCAAGGUGAAAUGAUCAACAACAUUGAAAUGGAAGUGACUAAUACUCAGGAUUAUGUUCAGGCCUCAAGAGAAAAGUUCAGGCUGGCAGCAAAGUACCGAAAGAGAAAUCCUUGUAGAGCAUUAUGCUGCUGUUGCUGCUGUCCAUGCAGCAAAUAAAGGGGCUUCUGGGCACCUCAAUCCUCUUUGCAAUAACCCUGACCUAGUGUAUGACUUGGAUGGGAUGAAGGGCAAGUAGCUGGUUUACCAGGCAUGAAUACAUGGUGUUACAGUUUUUGUUUUCUCAAGUGACCUAUCUUGUGUGCUGUGGGCUGGCAGGCAAAGGGCACAAAACUAAAGCAAAUACACAUACACAAAUGGAAGGGGGCAUCUACAAAGGAAUAGGAUACUCUUGUCCAUGUUCACUACAUGCCAUCAUUUU